Messenger RNA from Penicillium odoratum, 2100 nucleotides. RefSeq names its product T6SS phospholipase effector Tle1-like catalytic domain-containing protein. Lineage: Eukaryota; Fungi; Ascomycota; Eurotiomycetes; Eurotiales; Aspergillaceae. The transcript is spliced from 2 exons. The record is from RefSeq and is a predicted model, not a curated record. Bases 1 to 2100 code for a protein of 699 amino acids.
AUGGAUCUGGCCAACGUCGAGUACAUCCCCGGCGAGGACUAUAUUCUCCGUCAACGAAAAGACGCCCAGCACGCCGCCAUCCGAAAACGUAUCAUCAUUUGCUGCGACGGUACCUGGCAGUCUGCCGUCUCAGGCCGGAAGAACGUUCCCUCCAAUGUCACCCGUCUAUGUCGGGCCCUAAAUCACAUCGGUACGGACGAGAAGGGCGACCAGUGGCAGCAGGUCGUCUGGUAUGAUUCAGGGGUUGGCACGAGCCCAAGUACAUUCGAGGAUGCCGUGGAGGGUGCGUUUGGAGAGGGCGUGGAGCAGAAUGUCAUCGAGGCGUACAACUUCUGCGUCUUAAAUUACAAGCCGGGCGACAAGAUCAUGUGUUUUGGUUUCUCUCGUGGAGCGUACACCGCACGCACGAUCGCCGGAUUGAUCUCGGAUAUUGGAAUUUGUCACAAGGGUAACCUGAACAAGUUCCCCGAUCUCUGGGCCAUGUAUAAGAAAGUCAAACACGGGAAGCGCUUCGAUCGGAGUGAUCUUUGGUUUGAUUGGACGUGGGGAAAGGCGGAUGAACACCAAGGGGCUGGUACCAAGGAUGACCGGACGUUCGUAUAUAAACAGGUUCCUGAGGGUGAUUGGGCACAGGAAGGAUCCAAGGAGAUUGAAGUUGUUGGAGUCUUCGACACUGUCGGUGCUAUAGGCAUGCCCCAGGUUUUGGGUAUGAAAUUGCCAUCGGCAGGAAAGAACGGCUGGCACAAUGUUGGAUUGUCGCCGAACAUCAAAUAUGCUUAUCAUGCCCUGGCAUUGGAUGAGCACCGUCAGUCAUUCUCCCCGUCGGUGUGGUACCUGCCAAACAAAAAAGCCACACCCGAGGAAGUGAAAGCCAGAAAGGACGAGGAAGAAGCGGCGAAGAAGAAGUACUGGGUAACUUUGCAAGAAGCCAAGGAUCUGAAAGCAGGAGGCAACGCUACCGAUGAAGAAGUCAAUGCCGCCGCUCGCAGGGUCAACGACGCUGCCCGAGCCUGGAACAAGGCAUCUCGGAGGCGAGUCAAGUUUGAGAACCGACUAGGAGAACACUCUAAAUUGAAGCAAGUGUGGUUCCCCGGAUACCACGUCAACAUUGGCGGAGGAAACUCCGAUACAUUGAAUAAUGUUGGUGAUAUGGAGGAAAUGUCCAGCAUCACCUUUUCCUGGAUGCUCGAUCAAAUCAAAGCGCAUCUUUCGAUUGACGAGAGAUUUAUCGUUGGAGAACACAAUGCUCGCGAGAAAUAUCUCCAAGAGAUCAAUCAAGCUUUCACUGCCCGGGAGGCCGCAGAGCAUCAAAGGACACAGUCUUUGAAAGGUUGGAUCUACCACGCUGCCAAAACAACCGCUUCGGUUAUCCUUCAUCCUCUGCGCUCCGGUAUUGAGCCAGCCUACAGGAAACUCCGCGCCUACGGCUGGGGAACCGGUGAGCUGAUCGACAGCUUCACAUCCAUGUAUUGGCUCAAUGGAAAGAAAUGGCGUACCCCAGGACAAUACGGCACCAAAGAUGGACAAUAUCUAGGCGAAACAUUCGAAUUCAUUCACCCUGUCGUGAACUUUCGAGUGGAGCAUAUGAAGGAACAAAACAGAAAGAACAACAAGGUCCCACUUUAUAAGCCCGGCAUGCCUGGUAGCAGAUAUGAGCGCCGGAAGGUGGAAGACGCUGAAGGAAAUGUGAGAUACGAAUACUACAUGGGUGACUUAUCAAAGCCCAUACCGGAGUGGAGGCUGGGUGGAAUGGACUCCUAUGAGCGGUUGGCUAUUACUGGAGAGGCGGCGUAUGCCUAUGCUGACAAACUGGAUGAAGAACUGCGGACUGGCUUUCGAACAGAGCGCUGUGAAUUUGGAUCCGACGAGAUACAGUACUGUCUCAAGCCUGUGAUUGUGCAAAAGGCCGACGGAUUACUUGCCUUAGAGACACCCGAUGAGGCUUGGGGAGAACAAUCUCAGUUGACGGCUUUUGAUGGCGAAACCCAGCGCAAGAAGUCUCUCACCGAGACUGGUGCAUCGAAUCCAUUCGAGAUGGAAAAUAGCAAGCUGGACGCAAACCUCAUCUCCAUUUCGCAGGCUGUCAGCUCUGUCUAUUAA